AUGGUGUAUCGCGGAUUUCUCGUCCCAGACAACUACGUCUCCGAGACUCCCGAUGACACUGACAUGAACAUAUCCAGCGUUUUCUGGGGACUUUCCUUAGGGAUUGCCAUCUUUGCGGCAGUGCAGGCAGGACGGCAAUCUUACCAUUCCUGGAAGCGGAAGCAUAGGAUAACCACCUAUGUUACCUUGAUUUGGGGCGAGUGGAUAGCAAGUAUCAUCAUUGGAGCUCUUACAUGGUGUUUCCAGCGCGAAUAUGUCGGCCCUAGUUUCCAACUAUUCUUUCUCAUAUCUUGCUGUUGGUCGCUUCAGAUCCAGCUGCUAAUGCAAAUCAUCAUAAACCGCAUUGCAUUUUUAAUGGCUGUACCUGGAGCUGCAAGAAGCCUUAAAUGGGGUGUCUUCCUCCUAUUACUCCUAGUCAACAUCAGUGUGAUGGUUAUUUGGACUCCAGCCCAUCUCCAGCUUUCACCGCGUUGGAUCCACAUAAACGAUAUAUGGGACAGGGUAGAAAAGGUAAUCUUUUGCAUCAUCGACCUGUCCCUCAAUGUUCGUUUCAUGUAUCUGGUCCGGUCUCGCUUGAUCAAGAGUGGGCUGUCCAAGUACAUACCUCUCUAUCGGCUCAACUUGGUCUUGGUCUGUUUUUCCAUGUGCCUUGAUGUAUCAUUGAUUGGUCUUAUGUCGUUACCGAGCAGUCUCAGCUACUUGCAGUUUCAUCCAGUUGCAUACCUGUUGAAGCUCUCCAUUGAAAUGAACAUGGCGGAGCUCACUGCGAAAAUCGCAAAAUCUCAAAACUUGGGUGCCAUUCAGAGACUAAGCUUCAUCACGCCCGCAGAACAGAAGCACAAGCAUGAUGAAGGAAGCUCCGUUCAUAGUGAGACUAUCAAUGAAAGAGAUAUUGAGCGGGCAGUCGCACCACCUGGGCCUAUCCAGGUAACAGUGAAGACCGCUGAGACGAGGCAGACGGUUGACGAGUCUGAAGGCACUGGGAGUAGGAAUAGCUCAACGCAAGAGUUAAGGAAACCUAGUAUGAGUUUCUAA
Messenger RNA from Trichoderma breve, 1035 nucleotides. RefSeq lists its product as uncharacterized. The record is from RefSeq and is a predicted model, not a curated record. The coding region runs from base 1 to 1035 and encodes 344 amino acids. The transcript is spliced from 5 exons. Lineage: Eukaryota; Fungi; Ascomycota; Sordariomycetes; Hypocreales; Hypocreaceae.